CCAGCUCUGCGUGCCGCGGGCAGCCACUCCAGGGAGUUGACACCGCAGCUGGGCAUCUAUCAUGAUGGGCCAGAGGCGGCACCACAGUGGGGCUAUUUUGUGCCAUUGGCRCCCAACUGCUUCUUCAGUCCGCCCAUGCAACGGCGUCGUUUUAGAGAGAAGGAGAACGAUCGCAACCGUCGUGCGGUUAGCUAUGGCGGCGGCGGCGGCAACUCGCCGACCCACUGUGCCACCAUACCGCGUGCAGCACCGCGUCGUGUGGCGCUCAUGAAGGAGCCACCGCCGCCGCCGCCGCCCAAGCCCCAACUAACGUCGAAGGCAUCGCUGCAGUCCACAGACUCCUCGCAUGCGUCCAGCAUCAUAGCCAGCAAGUAUCCGCAGUCUGAGUACAAUCUCAUACAGAAGAUCGACUCGAACAGCACGCUGACUGCACCGGCUCAGUACCAGCCGCAGAAUUUCUAUGCCAACACCGGCACCAUAUCCUCCACCAACGGUGGCUAUUCGUCCCUGCUGUGCCAUGCCAGCUCCACGGCCAGUCCGUUGGCGGUGCGGAAGCGGGACAAGCUGCUCCAUCGCUUCAGCGAUGCGGCCACAYUGGGACGCAAGCUCAAGAAGAAGAAGAACACGAAUCGCACCUGCCGCUCCAUGACCGAAGCCAUCGAGAUGCUCGCCGAUCCGGUCAUCGAGGAUGAGUUUUUUGUAAGUAAACGAAGCCAUUUCUUAUCAAAUUUCUAGAUACACAAACAUACA
Molecule: messenger RNA, 750 nt
Organism: Drosophila arizonae
Lineage: Eukaryota; Metazoa; Arthropoda; Insecta; Diptera; Drosophilidae
Gene: pyd
Product: zonula occludens-like protein polychaetoid
Biological process (GO): protein localization to cell-cell junction; cell-cell junction organization; cell-cell adhesion
Cellular component (GO): bicellular tight junction; plasma membrane
Molecular function (GO): cell adhesion molecule binding
Source: RefSeq, a predicted model, not a curated record